AUGCGGGACCUGACAAGGAACCCCGCCAAACAGGGAGGAAUUCAUCACCACCAACAAGAAUCGAAUCCCCCCCAGAACAACCUCCUCGACCUCUUCAGCCUAAAAGGCAAGACAGUCGUCAUCACAGGCGCCUCCGGGCCCCGCGGCAUGGGCAUCGAAGCCGCCCGGGGCUGCGCCGAAGUCGGCGCCAACGUCGCCCUCACCUACGCCUCGCGCCCGCAAGGCGGCGAGAAGAACGCAGCAGACAUCAGCAAAGACUACGGCGUCAAGGCCAAGGCCUACAAGUGCGACGUGGGCGACUUCGACAGCGUGCAGAAACUCGUCGAUGACGUCAUCAAGGAGUUCGGCCAGAUCGACGCCUUCAUCGCCAACGCCGGCAAGACCGCCAACUCGGGCAUCCUCGACGGCUCCGUCGAGGACUGGAUGGAGGUCAUCCAGACCGAUCUGACGGGUACCUUCCACUGCGCUAAGGCGGUCGGCCCGCACUUUAAGAAGCGUGGGACUGGGUCGCUGGUUAUUACGGCUUCGAUGUCCGGGCACAUUGUGAACUUCCCGCAGGAGCAGACGAGCUAUAAUGUUGCUAAGGCCGGGUGUAUCCACAUGGCGCGCUCGUUGGCGAACGAGUGGCGUGACUUUGCUCGUGUCAACUCUAUCUCGCCGGGUUAUAUCGAUACGGGGCUGAGUGACUUUGUGGAUCAGAAGACUCAGGAUCUGUGGAACAGUAUGAUCCCUAUGGGUCGCAGUGGUGAUGCGAAGGAGCUGAAGGGUGCGUAUGUGUAUCUGGUUAGCGAUGCUAGCACCUACACGACGGGCGCCGAUAUCUGCAUUGACGGCGGGUACUGCGUGCGGUAA
This is a messenger RNA of Aspergillus campestris IBT 28561, 852 nucleotides long. Its product is annotated as SDR family oxidoreductase. Gene Ontology annotation, cellular component: intracellular anatomical structure. The transcript is spliced from 2 exons. NCBI's taxonomy places the organism in Eukaryota, Fungi, Ascomycota, Eurotiomycetes, Eurotiales, Aspergillaceae. The record is from RefSeq and is a predicted model, not a curated record. Gene Ontology annotation, molecular function: oxidoreductase activity, acting on NAD(P)H, oxygen as acceptor. The coding region runs from base 1 to 852 and encodes 283 amino acids.